Molecule: messenger RNA, 2967 nt
Organism: Acomys russatus (golden spiny mouse)
Lineage: Eukaryota; Metazoa; Chordata; Mammalia; Rodentia; Muridae
Gene: Gabbr2
Product: gamma-aminobutyric acid type B receptor subunit 2
Exons: 19
Coding region: 1-2814 (937 amino acids)
Biological process (GO): gamma-aminobutyric acid signaling pathway; G protein-coupled receptor signaling pathway
Cellular component (GO): membrane; G protein-coupled receptor heterodimeric complex
Molecular function (GO): G protein-coupled GABA receptor activity
Source: RefSeq, a predicted model, not a curated record
AUGGCUUCCCCGCCGAGCUCCGGGCAGCCCCGGCCGCCGCCGCCGCCCGCGCGCCUGCUGCUGCCCCUGCUGUUGUCGCUGCUGCUGUCGUUGCCGCCCGGGGCCUGGGGCUGGGCGCGGGGCGCCCCCCGGCCGCCGCCCAGCAGCCCGCCGCUCUCCAUCAUGGGCCUCAUGCCGCUCACCAAGGAGGUGGCCAAGGGCAGCAUCGGGCGCGGCGUGCUCCCCGCCGUGGAGCUAGCCAUCGAGCAGAUCCGCAACGAGUCACUCCUGCGCCCCUACUUCCUGGACCUGCGACUCUAUGACACGGAGUGUGACAAUGCGAAGGGAUUGAAAGCCUUCUAUGAUGCAAUAAAGUACGGACCUAACCAUUUGAUGGUGUUUGGAGGCGUCUGUCCAUCUGUCACAUCUAUCAUCGCUGAGUCCCUCCAAGGCUGGAAUCUGGUGCAGCUCUCCUUCGCUGCCACCACGCCUGUUCUUGCGGAUAAGAAGAAGUAUCCAUAUUUCUUCCGGACCGUGCCCUCAGACAACGCGGUGAACCCAGCCAUCCUGAAGCUGCUGAAGCACUUCCGCUGGCGGCGCGUGGGCACACUCACGCAGGACGUGCAGCGCUUCUCUGAGGUGAGGAAUGACCUGACUGGGGUCCUAUACGGGGAGGACAUCGAGAUCUCAGACACGGAGAGCUUCUCCAAUGACCCCUGCACCAGUGUCAAAAAGCUCAAGGGGAACGACGUGCGGAUCAUCCUUGGCCAGUUUGACCAGAACAUGGCAGCGAAAGUCUUCUGUUGUGCCUUUGAGGAGAGCAUGUUCGGCAGCAAAUACCAGUGGAUCAUCCCGGGUUGGUAUGAGCCGGCGUGGUGGGAGCAGGUACACGUGGAAGCCAACUCGUCACGCUGCCUGCGCAGGAGCCUCCUGGCUGCCAUGGAGGGCUACAUCGGAGUGGACUUCGAGCCCCUGAGCUCCAAACAAAUCAAGACCAUCUCAGGGAAGACUCCACAGCAAUACGAAAGAGAAUACAACAGCAAGCGCUCAGGCGUGGGGCCCAGCAAGUUCCAUGGGUAUGCCUACGAUGGUAUCUGGGUCAUUGCCAAGACACUGCAGAGGGCCAUGGAGACACUGCACGCCAGUAGCAGGCACCAGCGGAUCCAGGACUUCAACUACACAGACCACACCCUGGGCAGGAUCAUCCUCAAUGCCAUGAAUGAAACCAACUUCUUUGGCGUCACGGGUCAAGUUGUGUUCCGGAACGGGGAGAGAAUGGGAACCAUUAAAUUUACUCAAUUUCAAGACAGCAGAGAAGUGAAGGUGGGCGAGUACAACGCAGUGGCUGACACACUGGAGAUCAUCAACGACACCAUCAGGUUCCAGGGGUCAGAGCCACCCAAGGACAAGACCAUCAUCCUGGAGCAGCUGCGGAAGAUCUCCCUCCCACUGUAUAGCAUCCUGUCAGCUCUCACCAUCCUCGGCAUGAUCAUGGCCAGCGCCUUCCUCUUCUUCAACAUCAAGAACCGGAACCAGAAGCUGAUCAAGAUGUCAAGCCCCUACAUGAAUAACCUCAUCAUCCUCGGCGGGAUGCUGUCCUACGCAUCUAUCUUCCUCUUCGGCCUCGAUGGAUCCUUCGUCUCAGAAAAGACUUUUGAAACGCUCUGCACGGUCCGGACCUGGAUUCUCACCGUGGGCUACACAACUGCCUUUGGGGCCAUGUUUGCAAAGACCUGGAGAGUCCAUGCCAUUUUCAAAAAUGUGAAGAUGAAGAAGAAGAUCAUCAAAGACCAGAAGCUGCUUGUGAUAGUGGGGGGCAUGCUGCUGAUCGACCUGUGCAUCCUGAUCUGUUGGCAGGCCGUGGACCCCCUGCGGAGGACGGUGGAGAGGUACAGCAUGGAGCCGGACCCAGCAGGCCGGGACAUCUCCAUCCGCCCACUGCUGGAACACUGCGAAAACACCAACAUGACCAUCUGGCUGGGCAUCGUCUAUGCCUACAAGGGGCUCCUCAUGUUGUUUGGCUGCUUCUUAGCGUGGGAAACCCGCAACGUAAGCAUCCCCGCCCUCAAUGACAGCAAGUAUAUCGGCAUGAGUGUGUACAACGUGGGGAUCAUGUGCAUCAUCGGGGCUGCCGUCUCCUUCCUGACACGUGACCAGCCCAACGUGCAGUUCUGCAUUGUGGCCCUGGUCAUCAUCUUCUGCAGCACAAUCACACUGUGCCUGGUGUUUGUGCCAAAGCUCAUCACUCUGAGGACAAACCCUGACGCAGCCACUCAGAACAGGAGAUUCCAGUUCACACAGAACCAGAAGAAAGAAGAUUCAAAGACCUCCACUUCAGUCACCAGCGUGAACCAGGCAAGCACGUCACGCCUAGAGGGACUGCAGUCAGAAAACCACCGCCUACGGAUGAAGAUCACAGAGCUGGACAAAGACUUGGAAGAAGUCACUAUGCAGCUACAAGACACACCAGAGAAGACCACGUACAUCAAACAGAAUCACUACCAAGAGCUCAACGACAUCCUCAGCCUGGGCAACUUCACAGAGAGCACAGAUGGAGGAAAGGCCAUUCUGAAAAAUCACCUCGACCAAAACCCCCAGCUCCAGUGGAACACAACGGAGCCCUCUAGAACAUGCAAAGAUCCCAUAGAAGACAUCAACUCGCCGGAGCACAUCCAGCGUCGGCUGUCCCUCCAGCUCCCUAUCCUCCACCACGCCUACCUCCCAUCCAUUGGAGGCGUGGACGCCAGCUGUGUCAGCCCCUGUGUCAGCCCUACCGCCAGCCCCCGCCACAGACAUGUGCCACCCUCCUUCCGAGUCAUGGUCUCGGGCCUGUAGAGGUGGGAGGCCUGGGGCCGGGGCCUCCCCCGGGACAGCACCAUGCUGGGCCAAGGCACCUGCCACUGGCACACUGACAGUGAGAAGUUGGGCGCCACGCUGCUUCUCCAGACUGCUGGAAUGGCGCUCAGGCAGAGAGGGACUCGGCACCGA